This is a messenger RNA of Cylicocyclus nassatus, 468 nucleotides long. NCBI's taxonomy places the organism in Eukaryota, Metazoa, Nematoda, Chromadorea, Rhabditida, Strongylidae. The record is from the annotation of a GenBank genome assembly.
AUGCCAUGGAUAGGAUUAGUGCUUGUUCUUUUUCAUACAUGCGCCUGUGCAGUACCAACUGAAGUUGAGGUUACCAAUAAGACAUUAGCUGAGCUUCUCACACCUCCCGAUGCCACAGCAAAAGUGAAUAGUUUGCCAGAUUCUACCGAAGCAACAACAGCGGAAAAUGCCUCAUCAGUUACUGUGACAACAACAAGCAACGAAGAAAUGCUCUACGAAGAAGAGAUGCUCUACUACGAGGAGUCUCUGGUAGCAGGAGGCAAAGAAGAUAUCAUAGACCAGAGAGAGGAGGACGUCGAGGCCGCGGUAGUCGGAGAAGAUACGAUAAUGGGAGACACCAAUGGCGUGGAAGAGGCCAUCAACGUAGCAGAAACCGUGGCCGAGAUUCAAAUCGCUAUUGGAGGAGAAACUUCUAGAAAGAUUGGUACCAACGAAAAAGCCUUGCCAAAGUGUGCUUUCGUGGUCUAA